AUGGGCUACGGAAUGAAACUUCUUCAAGAAACAUACAACAUUUCCGCCUCUGUAGCUGGACUUUGCGGCGGCGUAUGCGCUCUCGGAGGUCUUAUUGGAUGUCUGAUCCCGAUUCCCUUUGGAACUUUCAAAUUGCAGAGCAGCAAGUUGCUUUUCAUUUGUUUCCUGACUUCAAUGGCAGCAUCGGUGGUGUACUUGCCGAGCAUGUACAGAUUUCCCUGCGACAAUCAAGAAAUUUUCGGCGUUUUCGACAAAAACGGAGACUCGAUUCUCUCAAAUUUUUCCAACUUAUCAUCUUGCCGUUCGGGUUGUUCCUGUCAAAACGAAAUUUUCGAACCAGUUUGCGACCAGGAAUCAGCGAUCACUUACUUUUCGCCUUGCCAUGCUGGCUGUCUCGACUUCAAUUUGACCAAUUGUCGAUGCGACAAUGAGGAUUCUGUGGCCAAAUCUCUUGCUGAUGGCUUUUGUGAAAACGCUAUUGAGUGCGAUUCUCUUUGGAAAAUAACUAUUUGCUUCUUUUUCGUUUUUGCGUUUUCGUAUGCUCCCUUGCCGAUCGUCAAGACGGCUUAUUUGCGCCAAUUCAAUUCUGACGAAAAGACGACCGCAGCGAGUUUGAACCUGAUCUUGUGCUUGCUCGGAAGCAUCACUGCUCCGAUCGUCGUUGGUGCUGUCAUCGACGAAGCCUGCGUCGUCUGGAGUGAAAUGAAAGACGGUUCCGAUGGAAACUGCUUGAUUCAUGACAAUCGAGGGCUUGUUCAUGCUUUUCUCGUCUUGCCACUGACGAUGAAAGCAACGGCUGGAUUGUGCUACUUGGCUGCUUCUUAUUUUGCGAAAAAUAAAGAUCUUUCGAAAAUUGAGAGCGAAGGGAAUGAAAUUUCUGAGGAUGAAAAAGAUAUUUCUCAAAGAAACGAUGCCACCGCAGAUUUCUCACAAACAACUUCCCUAUAA
Molecule: messenger RNA, 948 nt
Organism: Oikopleura dioica
Lineage: Eukaryota; Metazoa; Chordata; Appendicularia; Copelata; Oikopleuridae
Source: the annotation of a GenBank genome assembly